AUGUCGCAUCUAUCGCCAGCUCAACAAAAGCCAAAGCCCGAAGCUCUUCCCUGCAUAUUCUCUAAAAUAGUUACUAAGUACAAUAAGGAAAUCGGAUUAAGUUUCUGUGAAACGAAGAAAAAGCAAACUUGGCGAAAUGCUAGUGCUCCAGAAGCAAUUAGACGACUUGAACUAUUUACUGAUUUCAUACCGGAAUUAACUGAUUUUCUUUUAGAAUCUUAUCAUUAUUCUAUUUGCCAACAACAUUAUAAUGAAAUUGUAUCUAAAAAUCAAUUUUAUCAACGGCUUUGUCAUGAAAAUAAAAGACCUCAGAUUGAUACUGAUUCUAUCUCUUUAGAGAUAAUCGAUAGUGCUUCAAUGAUCAAGUUUGAAAAAAUAAAAGAAUUAGGUGAAGAGUUACAGCAAAAAAUAGAAGAACAAAAACGAGAAAUAUCAGAAUUAAAGAAUCAGAUAAGUGGAUAUU
This is a messenger RNA of Acaulospora morrowiae, 463 nucleotides long. NCBI's taxonomy places the organism in Eukaryota, Fungi, Glomeromycota, Glomeromycetes, Diversisporales, Acaulosporaceae. The record is from the annotation of a GenBank genome assembly.